Molecule: messenger RNA, 6055 nt
Organism: Numida meleagris (helmeted guineafowl)
Lineage: Eukaryota; Metazoa; Chordata; Aves; Galliformes; Numididae
Gene: SRSF11
Product: serine and arginine rich splicing factor 11
Exons: 12
Coding region: 3276-4160 (294 amino acids)
Biological process (GO): RNA splicing
Cellular component (GO): nucleoplasm
Molecular function (GO): RNA binding
Source: RefSeq, a predicted model, not a curated record
GACUUGUUUAAUGGUCUAUGAAGGCAGCAUAUGAUGACGUUCCGUUCCAGUAUAGUUCACAAAAAUGAGCAUUAGUAAAAUGUCAAACGUAUGACUGUUAACGUUUUAAAACCCUUGGUAUAUUGCAAUUGGCUCUUGGAUUAAAUGCUAUUUUUAUGUAGUGACGCUGAAUGAAAAUGGGAAGCUUACCUCCUACUGGUUUUGUGUGCCUGAAGUUUAGAAUGUGAACAGUUUAGGCAGAAUUACUUGCAAAUUAUGCUCUUUAUUGAUGUCAGUGAGACAUUUUCCUAACUGGAGUUCUGCAAACAGGUCAACGCUUGAAGGAAAUUUUGCCUUAAAUAGUAUUCGCAUCUUUCACGUACGCAUAAAUCUCUUCACGAGAACGGUUUCUCCCUCCCUGAGAGUACACGGGGGAGUAGGUUCACCCUUCCUUGAUACAUGCUGCCACUGCACUCAGUGGGGAGCUUCCCUGAAAAGCCAUUCGCCCUCAUUGUGAACUCCAGUAUACCAAGGGUUUCAAGAUUUACGAUUUAAUUGGAAAGUGAGAUCUUCCAAGAGGUGCCAAAUGGGCGCUGGUACUAGUUUUUAUUCCAAGUUUUCUUGUUCAGCCAUGCUAUAUUUUAAUAGAAUUUCACUAAAUAAUAAACUCUUCUCUCUGUUAUUUGUGUGUGUGAUUUUUGUAGUGGAGAAGGCAAAUGCAAAGCCCUUCCAGAUGACUGAAAAACAGUGGGUCCUCUGCAGCUACAGGGGAUUCUAGACAUUAACUAAAGGCCAGCAAGCACUCAAGUCCCCAAGUGUUUUCCUGGUGUAACCACUUGUUAACUACAUUUUCUCUUCUUCUUUUUAUUUUUACAUUUUAGGGUGGUACAGUAAUUUGAAAGGCAAUGAGCAGGGUUUUUGGAACUUAAAAACUGUGCCGAGAAGACACCUCUUCUUGCAGAAGUCUUAUUAAACUCUUCUAGACUUGCUUUAGAAGUAAUUGAUUUCCAUUGUACUGUUUUCUUGUACUGAUUUACUUCUGAAAUAACGGGUUUUCCCAAAUGGCUUGAAUUGAAUACAACCUCUGCAGAUUAAGUCGUACUACAGUAAUAAAUGUGGUGUACGGUCUGGGUUCAGAGCUUUGAUCGAGACGUGAUAAUGCUGUAAGGAUGUCUUUUGAGGCCCGGGGAACUGUCUUACCUUUGUAUUCCUGCCAUUUAAGAAAUGGACACUUAAAUUACGGAACGUAGGAAUCUGCAGCAUGGCCUUUGAUUGAGAAGUGCUGCUUUUUGGGAGCGCAGAGCACAUUCAGAAAUUGCUGUGGAGUUAUGGCUUCUGCUUUCCCUACUCCAGGUAUUACAGUAUAGUGGAAAGGCAUCUUAUUCUCCUCUUUAUGUUAAAGGAUGGCAUAGUAACAGUCCAUCACAGUUAGUACCAAAACAUUCUCCAAGGCCCAUGCUGACGAAUAUUAGCGUUAAGCUUUUCUAAUAAGGGUAAAAAUAACUUUCCCUGUCGGUCCGACUUGUCCAUUGCGCUUGACGGUGGAUAAAGCUGGCACGUAAAAAACGGCCCAGUAGUUUCAGCUCAGAUUGUAUAAAGAGAACGAACGAGUUCACUGUAUUCUAAUGGGCCUGUUCAAGUCACAGAGUUCCUUAUGGGCUGUUGUGCUAUUACAGUGAUUCGGAGCGUGAACAGUUCUGUCACGUUGAUGUGGCAUAUCCCCAGCAAUGUGUUCAGCCAAUAAGGUUCUGCCCCUUGGUUUGUAACCGUAUGCGUGGCCCCGUAAGGGAGCAUGGUUUUACCUCUAAUUGCGUUCUGCCAGGGUCCCAAUUCAACAAGUUACUUAAGCACCCUACAGCAAGAUUCUUAAAACCGCAGUGAAAUUGCUCAUGUGCUUAAAGCCAGGCAGAUGCUUAACUACUGUGCUGAACUGGGCCCUCACCUCUCUUAUUUUCUGCUGUGAUAAUUCUGUUGUAAUAUUGCCUGUCGCUAAAGUCAAUGUUUAUUAUCUGUCUAGUGCAAUAAUUAUCCCAAAUAUCACAAGCGCCCUCCAGUUUUAGCACACACAGACAUUUUGGUGUUGGCUGUUGCUUUGUGUUAUAGAGCUAUACACAAAGUCUACGGUAAGGUUUAGUAUUCAUUGUAAUUUUCACUGUGAUAUUCCUAGAUUUGGAAGGAGCUCUAAGAUUAAAGGUGGCUGGGGGGGUAUUUAGGUUCUUUGGUUAAUGUUUGUUUCUUUUGUCUGUUUCUUUUUCUUUCAUUUCUACAUAUUCAUACAGUAUUUCAUGGUUCUAACAAAGCAGCAGUAAAAAAAGCUCUUGAAGCAUGAAAAUUAACUGGUGAGGGGCCUCAUUGCUUUUUUUUUUAAAAUUGUAGUUUAUUUAUUUCUAAAUACUUUUUUAAAAAACGAUUAGAGGAUCAGAUGCAUGAUUUUUUUUUUUAAUGAAUGCAGAUCUUCUAUGAGGUGUCUCGAGAUAAAGUCUGAGCAUUUGUAUUUAGAUGCCAGAAAUGUUGUAGCUGCACUAAUUUGAAAUGUUUAGCUAUAAUUGAUAAAUAUCCUCUGAGACAUAAUUUUGCAUGCAAAAUUACCCCAUAAUCUCUCUGUAGGUAUGUUAAUAUAUUUAUGCGUUAAUGCCCUUUAUCUAAAUGACCUUUUUCCCCUCCUCUCCCUCCAUAACUUUUGGUAUCUAAAUUGAUGGCAGCUCAAUGACACGAGCAAGAUAACAGUGCUGUGUAUGAUACAUUUGUUUAUAUUAUCGGCACUUCUCAGUAUAGGUGGAAGGAACCAUUACCUUUAUUUAACAGUGGUUUUUCUUUUUUGUUGUUGUGUUUUACAGUUCUUUUCCCUGGUUCAGCCUGAACUAUAUACCAGGCCCUGCUGAAAAUACCACCCAACAGUUUUCUUCUGCAGCUUAUCCAGUUUCUCUUAAGUGCCCUGUACAUAUUUGAAGCAGCCGACACGAGUCGUUGUUCAUAAAACAGCUUUUGAAAGUUGAGAGCACACCCCUGGAGAACCGACUGUGCUUGCUUACGUUUGGUUCAUGACUUAAAAAUCGAGUACAGGAGUCAUUCCUGAUGAGACUAAGGCUUUGUCUCUCUUGGCACCAGCUAAUGCUGUGGCAGGUCUGCUGCCCGGAGGUGGACUCCUGCCUACUCCCAACCCACUUUCUCAGAUUGGUGCUGUUCCUUUAGCUGCUCUCGGAGCUCCUGCUCUCGAUCCUGCCCUAGCUGCUCUCGGGCUUCCUGGAGCAAACUUAAACUCUCAGUCUCUUGCAGCAGAUCAACUACUCAAACUGAUGAGCACAGUGGAUCCAAAGUUGAACCAUGUAGCUGCAGGCCUUGUUUCACCAAGUCUGAAAUCAGAUACCUCCAGUAAAGAAAUAGAAGAAGCUAUGAAAAGAGUACGAGAAGCACAGUCAUUAAUUUCUGCUGCUAUUGAGCCAGACAAAAAAGAUGAAAAAAGAAGGCAUUCAAGGUCAAGAUCACGCUCAAGGAGGAGGAGGACGCCUUCUUCAUCUAGACACAGACGGUCAAGAAGCAGAUCAAGGAGAAGGUCCCAUUCAAAGUCAAGAAGCAGGAGGCGAUCUAAAAGUCCAAGGCGAAGAAGAUCUCAUUCCAGAGAGAGAAGUAGAAGAUCCAGGAGCACGUCCAAAACCAGGGAUAAAAAGAAAGAAGAGAAAGAAAAGAAACGUUCUAAAACUCCCCCCAAAAGCUACAGCACAACUCGGCGAUCCAGAAGCACAAGCAGAGAAAGACGGCGCAGAAGAAGCAGGAGUGGAACACGGUCACCUAAAAAACCCAGGUCACCUAAGAGGAAAAUGUCACGGUCCCCAUCUCCAAGAAGGCAUAAAAAGGAAAAAAAGAAGGAUAAAGACAAAGAGAGAAGUAGAGAUGAGAGGGAACGGUCAACCAGCAAGAAAAAAAAAAGCAAAGACAAAGAGAAGGAUCGGGAACGGAAAUCCGAGAGCGAUAAAGACGUGAAACAGGUCACAAGGGAUUAUGAUGAAGAAGAACAGGGAUAUGACAGCGAGAAGGAGAAGAAGGAAGAAAAGAAAAUGGGGGAUUCUUCUUCUCCUAAAGUGAAGGAGGCUGCGGCUGAGAAAGGAAGUGGGGAAUCAGCAAGGGAGUCCAAAGUAAAUGGGGAUGAUCACCACGAAGAGGAUAUGGAUAUGAGUGACUGAAUUUUGCCUUUGCAGUGAACACGGCUGCAGACGUGCAUCAGUGUCAUUCCUGUGUGAUUCUUUUAUGCUGUACUUGUUAAUCCUAAAUCUAGAUGUAUACAGCUCCAAGCUAUACAUGGUUUGUAAAGCUCCUGAUACUAACUCACAUCAAAAGCUUUCUAGAAAGGUAACCAUCCUUGUUAUGGCCGAAAGGGAUUGCGUAGCCAAGCAAUUUUUACUAACUUGGUGAUGCUUCAAGCAAAAGUAAAAAGCUGCAUGCAUCUACAGCAGGCAUGGACUGUUUGUUGUAUGAUCUCCUUUAGUAAAUCAGCUCACUUAUGAUAGUGUUUCUAGACUUUGAUUCAUUGCAGUAAUAGAGCAGUAUAGGGAAUGCACUGACUGCAUGUUGAUUGUGGCAGAAACAUCCUAAAUGUCCUAAAAUCCCACAACGUACAGUGGAUCUACUUAAGGCUCUCAAGUGUGACUACACGGAGAGAAAAAAACAAUUGACAGUACAUCUGAAAAGAAGCAUUCUGACAUAGGUAGGGUUUGUUCUGUUCUGCGCCACGUGGCUGGGCUUCUGUUUUUGGGGUUUUUGUUUUGUCUUUAGUUUUUGUUUUCCUCUUUUUUCCCCGGCUUCGACACACUUAAAAUGCACUAACCUUUUUGAGGGCUUGCUUUAACCUGUCGCUUCCAGUCUUUAAUCUGUCGGUCCGCAUCCAGCCCAGGCAGCAAAGAAGCCACGAGCUGAAAUGGUUCUGAGCUUUUGUGCUUCAGCUGGGGGAAGUGAAAAUCCCUGCUCGAUCAGUGCCCGGUGAUUAAAAGUCGAGAAUAACUGCAGUUUUCACAAUCAGGUUGUUCUAUUUGUUCGUGAGCUGAACACAUGGGGAAAAAGGUAGUGCAUUUUAAAAUUGACCUUCGUAUGCUUUUAAAAGCAAGUCUACUUGAUAAUGUACUUUUUACUUGAUCUCAAGUUGUAUAAACUAAUUUGUGUUUACUGUCACUGCAGUAGUAAUCUUAUGCACACAGUGAUUCCAUGUUAUAUGCAAAGUAGUUAGGCAAGCAGUUUUCUUAGUUACAGAAGUUCAACGGCUUUUACUUUUGUGCAGGUAAAAAGACAAAAGUAGGCGACAGUCUGUGCCAUGUUGAUGUACAGUUUCUGAAAUUGUUUUACAAAACUUUGAUAAUAAAACCCUUAAACUUAUACUCCCGUUCCUCUAAAACUGUACUGGUAUUUAUUUGCACCGCUGAGUGUGUGAUACUUUACCUCGUUGUUUUCUUCGCUUACCUAUUUCAAGCAGGCCCUGACAGCUCCAUCUGUUUCUAUGAUUGCUGAGUGCAGUGACAAAGCUGCUCUGCCUUCAUCUGAGAAUGGAGGGAACAGGCCCAGCUGGCAGGAAGGGGCGAGUGCUUUUUGAAAGAAAGGUGGCUUUGUAAAUCCUCUUUGUAUUUCCAUUGCUCUUUCAUCUUUAGGAUGCUAACGGGAGAUGCAGGAAGCAGCGAGCGCUUUGUGCGCGUAUGGGAAGGUCGGGAAGGGAACUGUGAGCGGCACUUGAACUUCUCCAAUCCCACGAGUCCGACCACCCUCUUUUUCAACUCUCCUUUUACCGUAGGAAAAGUGAACUUGCCAUUUACAGAUGCGGUGUCAUUUUUUUAGAAUUUGUAGAAAUGUAAAUUUUUACCAACUGUUUUGAGUAUUUUGUCAAUACAGAGAGGUAUAUGUCAUAAAACCGGUUCUAGCCUUUUAUUUCUGACAGUGGAGAGAACGUGAUAGUUCCUGUAAUGCAAUAUGGACACAGAUGAGGUGCAUGAUGUCUUCAUAGAUGUGCCUUUUUAGUUGUCAUCAGGAUAUUUAUAUGUGAAGUAUAAGAACAUGAAACAAUUUAUAGUAAUAAAGUAAACCUCCUUGAUCCUUA